GCCGCCUCGCCGCCCCUCCCCCCGGCCGGAGCUCACUGUCUCCAAGAUGGCGGCCGUGUCAGUUUGGGGCAUCUCCGCGGUCCGGCCCGGCGCCCCGGGAUCCCGGCUCUCUUUCUUCCCGGCAUAAGAAGCACAUUUUUCUGCUCUGAAGCUGGGAAUGAGAUAUUCUUGAGUUCUUACAACUUUAUGAAGAGACCCAUGUGUGGUGCUACUGAGAAAUUUAUUGGAAAGUUUGAAGACAUUUCAAAUAACAGGUUAUUUUGGUUUCUAAAGUAAAAGCAGGGAGGCAUUCUGUUUUGUGAAAGGAGGAAGGACUCAGGCCAGAAAACUUGUAUGCUAUGGUUAACUGGUUCCCAGCCUCCGAGAAUCUUGUUUUCCAUGGUGUAAAACUUACUCAGCAUCAGGAUAAGGGAUAACGACUCUAUGGAUAUACAGAAUCCUUCACCAUGGUAAAACUCGCCAACCCGCUGUAUACUGAGUGGAUUUUGGAGGCCAUUAAAAAAGUAAAGAAGCAGAAACAGCGUCCUUCAGAAGAAAGGAUAUGCAAUGCAGUGUCUUCCUCCCAUGGCUUGGAUCGUAAAACUGUUUUAGAACAAUUGGAGUUGAGCGUUAAAGAUGGAACAAUUUUAAAAGUUUCAAAUAAAGGACUCAAUUCCUAUAAAGAUCCUGAUAAUCCUGGGCGAAUAGCACUUCCUAAACCUCGAAACCAUGGAAAAUUGGAUAACAAACAAAGUGUGGAUUGGAAUAAACUGAUCAAACGGGCAGUUGAUGGCUUGGGAGAGUCUGGUGGCUCAACUUUGAAAAGUAUUGAACGUUUUUUGAAAGGUCAGAAGGAUGUGUCUGCAUUAUUUGGAGGCAGUGCUGCCUCUGGCUUUCACCAGCAAUUACGAUUGGCUAUCAAACGUGCCGUUGGCCAUGGCAGGCUCCUCAAAGAUGGACCUCUUUAUCGGCUCAACACUAAAGCAACCAGUGUGGAUGGGAGAGAGAGUUGUGAGUCUCUUUCCUGUUUACCUCCAGUGUCACUUCUUCCACAUGAAAAGGAUAAGCCGGUUGCUGAACCAAUUCCCAUCUGUAGUUUCUGUCUUGGUACAAAAGAACAAAACCGAGAAAAGAAGCCAGAGGAACUCAUCUCCUGUGCCGACUGUGGCAACAGUGGUCAUCCAUCCUGUUUAAAGUUUUCCCCCGAACUAACGGUUAGAGUGAAGGCCUUACGGUGGCAGUGCAUUGAGUGUAAAACGUGCAGCUCCUGUCGAGAUCAAGGCAAAAAUGCAGAUAACAUGCUCUUUUGUGAUUCGUGUGACCGGGGUUUUCACAUGGAAUGUUGUGAUCCACCACUUACCCGGAUGCCAAAAGGCAUGUGGAUAUGUCAAAUAUGUCGACCUAGGAAAAAAGGACGAAAACUUCUACAAAAGAAGGCAGCACAGAUAAAACGGCGCUAUGCUAAUCCAAUAGGACGUCCAAAAAACAGAUCAAAAGGUCCCUUCAGCAAAGUUCGAACUGGCCCUGGAAGGGGUCGCAAACGUAAAAUCACUCUCUCCAGCCAGUCGGCAUCAUCGUCAUCAGAAGAAGGAUAUUUAGAGCGAAUAGAUGGCUUGGACUUCUGCAGAGAUAGCAGUGUCCCCUUGAAAUUCAACAAGAAAACCAAAGGGCUCAUUGAUGGCCUUACCAAAUUCUUCACCCCUUCCCCUGAUGGGCGGAAACCUCGAGGGGAAGUGGUGGACUACUCUGAGCAAUACAGAAUCAGGAAAAAGGGCAACAGAAAAUCAAGCACUUCAGAUUGGCCCACAGACAAUCAGGAUGGCUGGGAUGGCAAACAAGAAAGUGAGGAGCGGCUCUUUGGGAGCCAGGAAAUCAUGACUGAAAAAGAUAUGGAAUUAUUUCGUGAUAUCCAAGAACAAGCACUGCAGAAAGUUGGAGUGACUGGUCCCCCUGACCCACAAGUCCGUUGUCCUUCCAUCAUUGAAUUUGGGAAGUAUGAAAUUCACACCUGGUACUCCUCCCCGUAUCCUCAAGAAUACUCAAGGCUGCCCAAAUUAUAUCUUUGUGAAUUCUGUCUAAAAUACAUGAAAAGUAGAACUAUUCUACAGCAGCACAUGAAGAAAUGUGGUUGGUUCCAUCCUCCUGCCAAUGAGAUUUACCGAAAGAAUAAUAUUUCUGUCUUUGAGGUUGAUGGGAACGUGAGUACCAUUUAUUGUCAAAACCUGUGUCUCUUGGCAAAGUUGUUUCUUGACCACAAAACACUCUAUUAUGAUGUGGAGCCAUUUCUUUUUUAUGUUCUAACACAGAAUGAUGUCAAGGGCUGCCACCUUGUUGGCUACUUUUCUAAAGAAAAGCACUGCCAACAGAAGUACAAUGUUUCCUGUAUAAUGAUUCUUCCCCAAUACCAGCGUAAGGGCUAUGGCAGGUUUCUCAUCGAUUUCAGUUAUUUGUUAUCAAAGCGUGAAGGCCAAGCAGGGUCUCCAGAGAAACCAUUAUCCGAUCUAGGUCGUCUUUCCUACAUGGCUUAUUGGAAAAGUGUAAUAUUGGAGUGCCUUUAUCACCAAAAUGACAAACAAAUCAGCAUUAAGAAGUUGAGCAAGUUGACCGGAAUCUGCCCUCAAGACAUCACUUCCACACUCCACCACCUACGAAUGCUGGACUUCCGUAGUGACCAAUUUGUGAUUAUCCGCCGGGAGAAACUUAUCCAGGAUCACAUGGCAAAGCUUCAGCUGAAUUUGCGGCCUGUAGAUGUAGAUCCGGAAUGUCUGCGCUGGACGCCUGUCAUAGUGUCCAACUCUGUUGUCUCAGAGGAAGAAGAAGAGGAGCCUGAGGAAGGAGAAAACGAAGAGCUGCAGUGCCGGGAAAGAGAAUUGGAGACCAGUGUAGGAAAGUCUGUGUCUCGGGAAGACAAAGAACAAGAUUCUUAUUCUUCAGUAGAAAGUGAAAAGAAAUCAGAAGUUAUGGCUCCAGUCAGUUCUACACGUUUGAACAAACAAGUGCUUCCCCGUGACAGUCUUCCCGCAAACAGUCAGCCACCUCGGAGGGGCCGCUGGGGGAGGAAGAAUAGGAAAACCCAGGAACGUUUUGGUGAUAAAGAUUCUAAACUGCUCUUGGAAGAGACAACAUCAACUCCUCAGGAACACUAUGGAGAAUGUGAGGAAAAAUUGGAAACCUCCCAAGAACAGUACACGGAAAGUGAGGAGCACUCAGGAGCCUCCCAGGAGCAGCCCAGCCAGGAUGGGCAGCCAGACCUUCCCACGAGGAGACUCAGCGAGGGGAGUGAGCCGUGGCGAGGGCCGCUGCGCAGGAGCCCUGAGGCUCUGCAGUGCAGGCUGCCAGAAGGAAACGACAGACUGCCCCGGCGUUACAGCGAUGGCGACAGGGCGCUCCUCAGGGGCUUCAGUGAGAGCAGUGAGGAAGAAGAAGAGCCAGAAAGCCCUCGGUCAAGCUCGCCACCAAUUCUCACAAAGCCCACACUGAAGCGAAAGAAGCCAAUUCUUCACCGAAGAAGGAGAGUCCGAAAGCGCAAACACCACAAUAGCAGUGUAGUCACGGAAACCAUUUCUGAGACUACAGAGGUAUUAGAUGAACCUUUUGAAGACUCUGACUCUGAGAGGCCAAUGCCAAGAUUGGAACCCACGUUUGAGAUAGAUGAGGAAGAGGAGGAAGAAGAUGAAAGUGAACUCUUCCCUAGAGGAUACUUCCAUCGUUUGUCCUCGCAGGACGUUCUCAGGUGUCGAUCCUCUUCUAAGAGGAAGUCUAAAGAUGAAGAAGAAGAUGAAGAAUCAGAUGAUGCUGAUGACACUCCUGUCCUAAAGCCAGUAUCUCUCUUAAGAAAAUGUGAUGUGAAGCAUUCUCCACUUGAGCCAGAUACAUCCACACCUAUGAAAAAGAAAAAGGGGUGGCCCAAAGGCAAGAGCCGUAAACCAACCCAUUGGAAGAAAAGACCUGGGCGAAAACCAGGGUUUAGGCUGAACCGGGAAAUCGUGCCCAUUUGUACCCAAGAGUGCGUUGUUGGGCCCAUUGCCCCCACUCCCAAAUCUGGACGUAAACCCGAGAUUCAAGAGAGUGAAGAAACUGCUGAACCCAAGGAAGACUUGCCCUUAUGCGAAGGAAGGAAGGAAGAGGAGAUGCACGUGGAAGCAGAAGAAGCUGACGAGGGAGAGGAAGAGGAUACAGGCAGCAGUGAGGUCAGAGCGGCUUCUCCAGUGGACAGCAGCAAUAGUCCCGAGACCGAAACUAAAGAGCCUGAGGUGGAGGAGGAGGAAGAAAAACCCCGCCUCUCAGGAGAGCAGAGGCAGACAGAGGAAGAGCAGCAAGAAUUGGGAGAACAGGAGCAAGAGGAAGAAGAUGAAGCAACUGCAGAGACAAACCAGAAUGAAGACCAUGAUGCAGAUGAUGAAGACGACGGCCAUCUGGAGCCGACACAGACAGCGGGGCUGGGGGAGCAGCCUGUCGGGGAAGAUGUCAAGGAGGAGCCCCGUGGCCAGGAGUCUUUUUUAGGUACUAACCUGCAGAACAGGGAGAAUACAAAGGAUAAAGAUGAAACAGAGCCAGACUCUGAAGAGGAGCAGCCUUCCCACGAGACAUCGGUGGUGUCAGAGCACAUGCCGGGGUCUGAGGAUGACCAUGAAGAAGAGUCGCACACUAAGGAAGACUUAAUUGAAUUAAAAGAGGAAGAGGAGAUUCCUCAUAGUGAACUGGAUCUGGAAACUGUUCAAGCAGUGCAGUCUUUGACUCAAGAAGAAAGCAAUGAGCACGAGGGCGCCUACCAGGACUGUGAAGAAACUCUCGCGGCUUGUCAGACCCUGCAGAGCUACACCCAGGCUGACGAAGACCCUCAGAUGUCCAUGGUUGAAGACUGUCAUGCUUCAGAACAUAACAGCCCAAUCUCCUCUGUUCAGUCUCAUCCCAGCCAGUCAGUCCGUUCGGUCAGCAGUCCCAACGUGCCUGCCCUUGAGAGUGGUUACACCCAGAUCAGCCCGGAACAAGGAUCCCUGUCCGCACCCUCUAUGCAGAACAUGGAGACCAGCCCCAUGAUGGAUGUGCCUUCCGUAUCAGACCACUCUCAGCAGGUGGUGGACAGCGGCUUCAGUGAUCUGGGCAGCAUCGAGAGCACCACAGAAAACUACGAGAACCCCAGCAGUUACGACUCCACGAUGGGUGGCAGCAUCUGUGGGAAUAACUCUUCCCAGAGCAGCUGCUCCUAUGGUGGGCUGUCGUCCUCCAGCAGCCUCACCCAGAACAGCUGUGUGGUCACCCAGCCCAUGGCCAGCGUGGGCAACAGCUGCAGCAUGAUGCAGCAGAACAGCGUCCAGCCUGCUGCAAACUGCAAUAUCAAGUCACCUCAGAGUUGCGUGGUGGAGAGGCCUCCCAGUAACCAGCAGCAGCCGCCACCACCGCCACCACCCCAGCAGCAGCAGCAGCAGCAGCAGGCGCCAGCACCACAGCCGCCACCACCCCAGCAGCAGCCCCAGCCCCCACAGCCUCAGCCCCAGCCCCCACAGCCACAGCCCCCGCCCCCGCCCCAGCAGCAGCCACCCCUGUCACAGUGCAGUAUGAAUAACAGUUUCACUCCAGCUCCUAUGAUCAUGGAGAUACCAGAAUCUGGAGGCACUGGGAACAUAAGUAUCUAUGAGAGGAUUCCAGGGGAUUUUGGGGCCGGCAGCUACUCUCAGCCGUCAGCUACCUUCAGCCUCGCCAAGCUGCAGCAGCUGACGAACACCAUCAUGGACCCUCACGCCAUGCCUUAUAGCCAUUCCCCUGCUGCGACUUCCUAUGCAACCAGUGUUUCUCUGUCCAAUACAGGGCUGGCUCAGCUGGCUCCGUCCCAUCCAUUAGCUGGGGCUCCUCAAGCACAAGCCACCAUGACACCGCCCCCAAACUUGGCAUCCACUACCAUGAACCUCACGUCACCUCUUCUCCAGUGCAACAUGUCUGCCACCAACAUUGGCAUUCCUCACACUCAGAGGUUGCAAGGGCAGAUGCCAGUUAAGGGGCACAUUUCCAUCCGCUCCAAAUCUGCACCACUGCCCUCUGCGGCCGCCCACCAGCAGCAGCUGUACGGCCGCAGCCCGUCCGCAGUUGCCAUGCAGGCCGGCCCUCGGGCACUGGCUGUUCAGCGUGGCAUGAACAUGGGGGUUAAUUUAAUGCCAACUCCUGCCUAUAAUGUCAAUUCCAUGAAUAUGAACACCUUGAAUGCCAUGAACAGCUAUCGAAUGACACAGCCCAUGAUGAACAGCAGUUACCAUAGCAACCCUGCCUACAUGAACCAGACAGCACAGUAUCCUAUGCAGAUGCAGAUGGGGAUGAUGGGGGGCCAGGCCUAUGCCCAGCAGCCUAUGCAGCCAAACCCGCACGGGAACAUGAUGUACACGGGCCCCUCCCACCACAGCUACAUGAAUGCCGCCGGCGUACCCAAGCAGUCGCUCAACGGACCUUACAUGCGAAGAUGAGCAAGAGGAACUCGCAGUUAAAAACUUAAAUAUAUAUAAAUAAAGGAACCUUUUAUACUGACAAACCAGAGAAAAAUGGACCUUUUUUCCAGUUAAAAUAUUGCUGUAGAUUUAGAGGAAUUUUUCUUUGGUUUAUUUUUAUUUUUUAGUAAGUCUGAUCUCUUUUUUUGGGUUCAUUUUGUUCUGGGUUUUGGUUUUCUUCACAAUCUUGAACAUUUUACAGUAGAACUCAUCUAAAAAGGAUUUGGGGAUAGGGGAAACAUGCACAAAAUCUUUUCAUAAUUAAAAGAGCCUUACUUUCUUUACAUACCACAUGGACAGAAUUUGUGUAAAAGUGAAUUACUUUAUUUUAAAAUGUAUGUUUCCCCUCACUGUUUGCAGCUCCCAAUGUUGUCAUUUUUAAAUGUUAUAUAUACAUCUCAAGGGUUAACCAGACCCUUUCCUCCAAACCCAACCUUUCAUUUCCUACUUCAUUCCAGCAGGAGGCACUUAGGGGAGACUCGGAUGGGGACAUGGAGAACAACCCAAGCUCCUUAAACUUAUUAUUAUUGUUAAUAUUAUUAUUAUUAUUAAUAAAAUGAGGCAGGAAUGUGCUUCUCCUUUUAAAAUCCCCUCCACUCCCUACCCCCCACACACACACCUCUUGAAACCUUUCCCUAAGAAUGUUUCUUUAUAAACGGACUUAAUUGAAAUCUUUGUUUUUCUUGAAUCAAGUGUAAUAUAAUUUUUUUCUUCUUCUUUUUUUAAAUAUUCCCACUCAGCACUCAGAGACACAAAAAUACUGUAAGUCUCAACAGCAGAAUCUCAGAGGAAAGCUCUUUGCAACCCUAAUCCAGCCUUUGGAGGAAUAGAGACGGCCAGUUAACAAUCAAGAAGGGGAAAUUGACCUCUUGUUUUUUACCACCUGGGGAAUCAGCCAUAGCACACAUACACCACCGGCCUCUGUUCUCAGUGUGUACUUUGAAAUGCUAAGGGUCUUGAUCUCUCAAGGCUCUCCUGAGCCUUUGACUCUUAACAAAACUCAAGUAGCAGUCCCCAGUGAUUUGCCUCUUACAUUCUUUCGGAAAGUGUUGGUGGAUGACUGUACAUUUCAGUGAUUUAAAAAAUACCUGACAAACCUUUGACACUGUUUAUGCUGGAAGAGAUGACGCAGAGUCUGUGUCGGAAGGGAGAUUAUGGUGUGAAUUUCAUAGCUACUUAUUGAUACAUACCUCUAGUUCUGAUUUUGUUUUUUGAGAUACUGAGUUCAUCCCCUGUGAAUCCGAGCGCACAAGCCCCUCUCUGCAAGUGGCUAAUAAGAAGAGGGACAGACUUACCACCAGCAUAGUAGGGCAAACCUGGACGGCGGGAAUUCAGCAGGUUCACAUGUUGCUCCCAACUCCAUUCUCUUCUCUUGUGCAGCCAGUUCGCCCAUUCUCUUUUUAUUACUUACUCCAGGGAUAGGUAAAAAUAUAUAUAUAUAUAUUCCAUCAUUAGAAGAUGGAAACUAUUAUACCACUUGGUAUGUGCAGUCAAAUAUCCAAAAGGGGGGAGUACUGCUUAAAGAAAUAACUGUAAGCAUUAAAUUCUCUCCUUUAUUUGUACAUUUUAUAUAGAUAAAUUUUUAAAGUACUAAUUAGGCAUUAAAUUUUUUCAAAUGCACAGGUUUGUUGGUUUUUUUAUACACUUUAAAUUGACUUUGUCAAUUGUGUUAGAUAGAAAAAGGCAGAAUUCCACGUCUUAACCACUAUCCACUCUGAGCAUGUGCAAGGCUGUGUAGGACCCAGUCUCUGUAUAUACCGUUGCAGCUCCCAGUCAUCUGUGUAGAACGUGCACUGUGCUGCCCUCUCCCUACAUCUGCAGCUGCAUCAUUGCUUCCUGGUUGGGGUGGGGAGGGGGGCGGGAGGGAGGUAUAUUGGGAGGAGGGUGGGUCAAGGCAGAAGGAGAAGCUGUUGAAAUGAGGGCCGUGAAUUCAGUUUCUGUUGGUUUGCGGUUGUCUUUGGUUUUGUUUGUUUCUUUAAAAAAAAAAAUUUCAAUCGGGCAGCUCCCUUUUCCACAAGCCUCUUUGUGACUGUAGAACUAUUGUAGAAAAAAAAAAUGUUCUUUUCUAUAUUAUAAAAGAAAUUAUCCAACACAGUAAUAUUGGUACCUGUCAUUUUUUCACUUCUGUUUUAAAAAAAUGUAUUUUUAGCAAGAUAACUUGGGUAAUCUUCUAAAAAAGAAAUUUAAAAACUCACUGUUAGUGACUUUGAUGCCUUUUAAAAUAAGAGCUUUUUCAUUUCAUUCCAUCUUUAAAAUUUUUUAUCUUUGUUGUAGAAUAUUGAAAACUAUUUUAAGAAAGAUAAAAAUUCUCUUUAAAGAGAUCUCUAGAGUGUGUGAAUAGAGCUCCAGAUGCCUCUAAAAGCCGCAUGUACAAAUGAAGCUAAGUCUAUUCCUGUCUGUUUAUAUUUGCUUUUCCUGUUUUGUAACCUCUUUGUACUUGGUUCCUGGUGACUUGUAAGCUGCGGGGAAGGGGUGCCUAGAUGCCUUUACACUUCCCUGUGCCAUGCGCUCCUGGGCCAGUUGGCCUCCCUUCCUCUACUUGGAUGUAAUAUCUUUUUUUCCCCCUUUCUAGCAAGUACUUUCAAAAGAACUCUGUACAUUUUAACAUAAAAAUAAAUUAUGUUGAGCCAUUUUGGA
This is a messenger RNA of Microcebus murinus (gray mouse lemur), 9092 nucleotides long. It is a transcript of the gene KAT6A, whose product is annotated as lysine acetyltransferase 6A. Gene Ontology annotation, cellular component: nucleosome; nucleus; MOZ/MORF histone acetyltransferase complex. Gene Ontology annotation, biological process: regulation of transcription by RNA polymerase II; nucleosome assembly. Gene Ontology annotation, molecular function: transcription coregulator activity; chromatin binding; DNA binding. NCBI's taxonomy places the organism in Eukaryota, Metazoa, Chordata, Mammalia, Primates, Cheirogaleidae. The record is from RefSeq and is a predicted model, not a curated record.